GCAUUACCCCACCCUCUGUUUCAAACUCUUAUUCAGCAGUUACAGUGUAUUCAAGACAGUGUUUCUUACCUGUCGGUUGUGAUACAUUUAAAUCUGUCUCAGCAACAUCAAAAGGAAAGACAUCAAGAUGCUGGCAACCCUUGAAAGUAUUCAGUAUUUUCAAGAACUUGGACCCAGGGAAGCGUCAUCAGGGAUUGUGGAUCUUGAUGUGAUUGAGGAGUACCUGCUGGAGCACUCAGUGGAGGUGAUGUCAGGACCAUGUGUCCAAAGCAGAACUGAACAGGAGCACAGCAUAGCAGAGAACAGUUGGUCCGGUCGCUAUGCAUAUGAAUGGCAUUAUGGUGGAGUACCAGCGACAGAGAACACACAUGAACAGACCCAGCAGCAUCAAUCGUGGCCCUGUCAGUCUAGUCUCAAUGAGUGGGGACACUGCCAGUAUGACAGAAACCAUUGCAGUGAUUCAGAUUCCCUGUCUACCAGCUCUGGCUGUCAAGAAUUCCCACCGUCUCCGAGUGCAGACGGGAAGAGACAGAUUGUGUGUGAUUCUUUGGCUUAUACGCCACUCUCGGGUAAAAGGAAAGAACGGCUGUUUCAGUUCCUAUAUGAGAUGCUACAGACACCAGAUAUGCGGAGCUGCAUUUGGUGGGUCCAAUCUAACAACGGAACGUUCCAGUUCUCCUCCCAAAACAAGGAAAAGCUGGCAGAGAUGUGGGGCCGACGCAAGGGCAACCGGAAGACAAUGACGUACCAGAAAAUGGCGCGAGCCCUCAGAAACUACUCCAGAACAGGAGAGAUUUGCAAAGUCAAGCGUAAACUCACCUAUCAGUUCACUGAGAAAACACUGAGGGGACUUCAGAACAGUUCUCAAAGGUUCAUGGGUAGUUAAUCUGGCAUCCAUACAUUGAAUCAAUUUCUCCUAACUGGGAAAAUCUAAACAAAUACUGAGUAUUUCAUAGACUAUAGAGGAUGGUGUUGCCUCUGUUACGUUCAUGUUCUUAAUGCAAUCUGGGCAUAUGAAGUGAUUAUCAAAUAUUAUUUGGUAAUUGAGGCUUAAUUGAGAUGGGAAAAGGUUUGAUUGUGAAUAACAGGGAUUCCUAAGCAGAUCGUGUUUAAAUGACAGGUGAAGAAAUUGAUUUUUCAAAUAUGUGAAUCUAAGGAUUGUUGACCUUUACUACGUUGUAUGUAGUUAAACUGCUUUUGUGUUUUGAUAUUUUUGUGCUAAUAUUGACUUUUCAAUCAAAUUGAA
This is a messenger RNA of Paramisgurnus dabryanus, 1246 nucleotides long. RefSeq names its product ETS homologous factor. Gene Ontology annotation, biological process: cell differentiation; regulation of transcription by RNA polymerase II. Gene Ontology annotation, molecular function: sequence-specific DNA binding; DNA-binding transcription factor activity, RNA polymerase II-specific. The record is from RefSeq and is a predicted model, not a curated record. Lineage: Eukaryota; Metazoa; Chordata; Actinopteri; Cypriniformes; Cobitidae. Gene Ontology annotation, cellular component: nucleus.